GCCAUGGACGCGGCCGAGCUGUACGAGGACGAUGGCAAGGACCUGGCGGGCUACGACUUCGAGCCGCUGCCCACUCUGCCGGAGGACGAGGAGAAUGUGUCCCUGGCCGACAUCCUCUCCCUGCGGGACCACGGCCUCAGCGAGCAGGAGGCGUGGGCCGUGUGCCUGGAGUGCAGCCUGUCCAUGAGGAGCGUUGCCCACACGGCCAUCUUCCAGACCCUGUGCAUCACACCGGACACUCUGGCGUUCAACACGAGCGGGAACGUGUGCUUCAUGGAGCAGCUCAGUGAUGACCCCGAGGGUGCCUUUGUUCCCCCGGAGUUCGAUGUGACCGGGAACACCUUUGAGGCUCACAUCUACUCUCUGGGGGCCACGCUGAAGGCGGCCCUGGAGUACGGGACUGACCCUGAGCUGGAGCCCAGGCUGAGCCAAGACCUGGAGGCGUUGCUGAGCCGGAUGCAGGCAGAAGACCCCAGGGACCGGCCCGACCUCGAGGCCGUCAUCGCGCUGUGCGAGGAGAAGAUGCUCUUCACGUCCUCCUGCCGCCUCUGCCGGAGCCUCUCGGCCGUCGGGAGGAGAGUGCUCUCCAUCGAGUCCUUCGGAACAUUUCAGGAUGUCACCGAGAGCGUCUGGAGUGGGAAGCCAGCCACAGGAAGCGUGGGGCCCAGGAGGCCGACGGGGGGCCAAGCCGUGGACCCAGGGAGCGUGCCCCAGUGCCCUGCCCAAGAAGCCCAGGGCAGCCCAAAGCAGCCUGCUGCCCAGCCCUCUAAGCCCCUGCUGUCAGCCCCCGUGAGAAACGGAGAGCAACUGGCCAGUCUCCUCCUGGACUCCCAGCGCCCCCCGGGCGACACGGAGAAGAGGUGCCUGCGGAAGGUGCAGACCUUCCCCAAGCUCCCGCCCGAUGGCCCUGAGCCCAGCACCCUCUGCCUGACGCUGACCCCCGCCAAGAACCAGCCACCCACACCCCAAGUCUUCCCUCCAGACCUCAGCAAGGCCUCUCUAGAUGGGAAAAAUGGCCUUUCCAGCUACAAGUCAGAGCCCGAUUCCAGACUGCGGCCCGGGCGGGAGCCCGAGCUCCAGCAAGGGGGACCCGGAGACGCCAGCCGAAGUGGGGACAGGGCGUGUGGGGCACUGGGCUGGAGCCCGGUGGAGCAAAGCGCCCCACCCCGUUGCGAAGACCCUGGAGAUGCAGGCCGAGAGCCCAGGACGUGCAGGGCUGAGGAGGGGUCGGCGGGCCGAGCUGGGGAGCCGGCUGGCGCCCCGGCAGAGCAGGUCGUCUCCCUGCGGCAGCUCCUGCGCCAGCUGGGCCGGCCCUUCAGGGAGUGCGAGCUCUGGGCUCUGUCGCACGCGUGUCUCACUGCUCUGCACGCUCACCGGGAGCACCCAGCCUGCCUGUGCCUGGACUCCGUGCUGGUGGCCGAGGACGGAGCCGUGCUCUUCAGCCCAGCCCCCGCCAACGGCACUUACGACUCGUUCUUUCUGGCUCCUGAGGUCGCAGAGCAAGAAGUGGUGACUGAGAAGGCCUCCGUGUACGCCGUAGCUGCGGUCCUCUGGACGGCGGCCAAGUUCAGCGUCCCCCAAAACCACAAGCUGGCCCUGCCACGCAGGCUGAAGACCUUCCUCUUGGACAUGGCCAGGCGCAGUGCCCAGGAGCGGCCACACACGGCAGAGGCCAUCAAGACAUGCGGCACCUACCUCCGUCAGCGAGGCAUGGACAGCAGGAGGAUUCUAGCCCACCUGAGGGCGUCCACGCGCAAGGCUGACCAGGAGGAAGAGACCAUCGGCCUCCAGAACGCGCUCUCCGUGGGCGAGCUGAGCCCCAGCACGACCCCCGCCUCUGGGCCCAGCUCAGGCUUUGUUGGGGUCAGCCGCGACCCCAGGCCGGUGGCCGUGCAGGAGCUUGUGCCCACGCAGCCCCCCGGCACUGACGGGGCCACAUUGCUGCCGGCCGCCUUCUCCGCUGCAGCCACACACGUCAGGCCCAUCGUGCAGGCCCCAGAUGCAGAGGACGCCAGGUGAGCACCCCGACCCUGGGGCUGGGGCAGGGAGGGCGAUGGCCGGCAGGCUCCCGAGGCCCCUGGAGCUGCCAGCUGGAAGAUGCCUGAGCAGCCAGCGCCUGGUGCUGGACCCCAGGGAGCGGCCCCGGAGCCUCUCAGAGAGUGCACGCCGAGAGAAAAGGCCCAGGGGAUCCCCUGCGUCCCAGCCCCGGGCCCAGACGGGGCGUCACCAGGGAUGCCUGAGUCUUCGGCUGAUGUCCGACUCCUGAAGGCACAGGCGUUCCCCACGGAGGAGGGGUCCAGUGUGACCCGCCAUGACCCGAGUCACCCAGCCAAGCCACCCAGGAGCAAGGCCACUAAGGGCCCAGGCGAGGAGCCUGAGGGUCGGUCCUCGGCUCCAUGGGACGCCAAGGCGAGUCCAGACAGCCCCAGAUGCACCCCUGUCCCAGAGCAGGAUGACCAGGCCACAGACAGUCACCCCGAGCGGCCCCUGCCAGCAGACCGCAAGCUCGGUGUGCCCAGCGUGGACGCCUCGCCCCUCCCGAAGAGGACGGCCUGCCCAUCGCUGCAGGAGGCCACACGCCUCAUCCAGGAGGAGUUUGCCUUCGACGGCUACUUGGACAACGGACUGGAAGCACUGAUCAUGGGUGAAUACAUUUACGCCUUGAAAGAUCUCACCUAUGCCACUUUCUGCGGGGCCAUAUCGGAGAAGUUCUGUGACCUCUACUGGGGGGAGAAGUUGCUGCAGAGUCUUUUCAAAGUGGUGAACGGGAGGACGUUCCCCUCUGAGAAUGCUUCAGAGGAGGCUGGGGCAGAGCCUGAGGGCAGCGCAGCCGGCACUCCGAGGGGCUGCUCGCUGUCCAGCAAGAGGCCAUCACUGCACGGAACAGGGAAGGAGAAACCGGCCACGGCGCGUGGCAGCCGAGCUCCCGGCCCGUCCCCGUCGCUGUCCGACGUGGAUGCCGACGAGCUCUCACGGGGCAACUUUGAGGUGGGAUUCCGGCCUCAGAAGUCAGUCAAAGGGGAGCGGGAACGGCAGCCAGAGGCCGGAGAGCACGGGCAGCAGGGUGGGGGCCCGAGCCCCGAGGCAGUGGCCCGGCUGGCCCGGCCCAAGGAGGGGGGCCUGGCCGCGCACCCGGGCCCGGCGGAGCUCCGGAGCUGCAGCCCCGGCUGGUGCAGCGCCUUCUACGAGGCCGACUGCUUCGGCGCCGACGUCUACAGCUACGUGCAGGAGCUGGCGAGACAGAAGGCAGGCGGGGCCCCCGACGCGGACGCCCAGAGCCUGACGUCUCUCCUGGAACCAGAAUGCAGACAGGAGCUGGAGCAGCAGCUGCUGAUGGAGAAGAGGAACCACCGGAAGACCCUGAAGUUCUACCAGAAGCUCCUGCAGAAGGAGAAGCGCAGUAAAGGCUCCGAGGUGAAGACCAUGCUGUCCAAACUGAGAGGGCAGCUGGAAGAAAUGAAGUGCAAAGUGCAGUUCCUGGGACUGGUCAAGAAGUAUCUGCAGGUCAUGUAUGCCGAGCGGUGGGGCCUGGAGCCCUGCGCCCUGCCUGUGAUCGUGAACAUCUCUGCGGCCCACUGUGACACGCUGGAUUUCAGCCCCCUAGACGAGUCCUCAUCCCUCAUCUUCUACAACGUCAGCAAGCACCCGCGAGGCGGCAAGCAGAGGAAGGCCCGUGUCCUACAGGCCGGCACACCUCUGGGGCUCAUGGCAUACCUCUACUCCAGCGACGCCUUCCUGGAGGGCUACGUACAGCAGUUCCUCUACACGUUCCGCUACUUCUGCACCCCCCAGGACUUCCUGCACUUCCUCCUGGACCGCAUCAACAGCACCCUGUCCGGGGCCCACCAGGACCCCACGUCGACCUUCACCAAGAUCUACAAGCGGAGCUUCUGCCUCCUACAGGCCUGGCUGGAGGACUGCUACGCGGUGGACUUCACGCGGAACUCCGGGCUCCUGAGCAGGCUGGAGGACUUCAUCUCCUCCAAGAUCCUGCCCCUGGACGGCUCCGCCGAGCACCUGCUGGGCCUCCUGGAGGUGGGCACCGACCGGUGGGCCGAGGGCUCCUCGCGCGGCACCGACCUGGAGGACCCCAAGGAGGCCGAGGACGACGCCAGACCUCUCAAUGCCCUCUGUAAGAGGCUCUCAGAAGACGGCAUCUCCCGGAAGAGCUUCCCCUGGAGGCUGUCCCGGGGCAACGGGCUGGCCCUGCCGCACAAGGAGCGCCAGUACACCAUCGCGUCCGCCCUGCCCAAGCCCUGCUUCUUCGAGGACUUCUACGGCCCCUAUGCCAAGGCCAACGAGAAGGGGCCCUACUUCCUGACCGAGUACAGCACCCACCAGCUCUUCAGCCAGCUGACUUUGCUGCAACAGGAAUUAUUUCAGAAGUGCCAUCCCGUCCACUUCCUGAACUCCCGGGCCCUGGGCGUCAUGGACAAAAGCGUGGCCAUCCCCAAAGCCGGCUCCUCCGAGUCCCUGUCAGCCAAGACCUGCAGCUUGUUUCUGCCCAGCUACGUCCAGGACAAGUACCUGCUGCAGCUCCUGCGCAGCGCGGAUGACGUCAGCACCUGGGUGGCGGCGGAAAUCGUGACCAGCCACACGUCCAAGCUGCAGGUGAAUCUGCUGUCCAAGUUCUUGCUGAUCGCGAAGUCUUGCUACGAGCAGAGGAACUUCGCCACAGCCAUGCAGAUCCUGGGAGGCCUGGAGCACGUGGCCGUGAGGCAGUCCCCUGCCUGGAGAAUUCUCCCCGCGAAGAUAGCGGAGGUCAUGGAAGAGUUGAAAGCGGUGGAGGUCUUCCUGAAGAGCGACAGCCUGUGUCUGAUGGAGGGGCGGCGCUUCCGGGCACAGCCCACGCUGCCCUCGGCCCGCCUCCUGGCCAUGCACGUCCAGCAGCUGGAGACGGGGGGCUUCACCAUGACCAACGGCGCCCACCGGUGGAGCAAGCUCAGAAACAUAGCCAAGGUGGUGAGCCAGGUGCACGCGUUCCAGGAGAACCCCUACACGUUCGCGCCCGACCCCAAGCUGCAGUCCUACCUCAAGCAAAGAAUCGCACGCUUCAGUGGGGCUGACAUUUCCAUUUUAGCCGCAGACAACAGAGCCUCCUUGCACGAGAUCACCAACGAAAAGCACUCCCGGAAAAUCCAGGACAAGUUACGGAGAAUGAAGGCCACGUUUCAGUAACGGGGACAGCGGGUCUGGUGUGGAUUCCAAAGCGAGGACCGACCCGGGUAGAAAAGAGGCGCCUGCUUGCUGUCCCAGGCCCAGAGGCCCCAGCAGCGCGGCUCCUGCCACCGCAGACGAGGGAGCCUGACCACGGCGCAGGAGCUGGGGCUCAGCCUGGGCGGCAUGGUGCAUGCCCGGGGGGCACCGGGAGGCGGAGGCUCAAGGGCCCGGCUGAGCCGGAGAGAACAGGCUCCAGUGCAGGUCGGGGUGCUUCUGCUCGUGUAAGACUAUUUAAAAAUUAAACAGACAUAGAGUAAGUGGACCCCCAGGAGCCACAUACCCAUUCACACUUCUUAACUACAAACCCGCUCUCACCCGACUCCCCAGGGGUCCUGCCCCCCAAAACUCCACAGCCACCCACCCCGAGUCAGAGCACUGUUUCACGAGUCUGGCUUAUGUCUGCUCAGCAACCAAGGACCAAAAUGACCUCUGACCCCCACGCCAACCACAGGGUUCCAGGGGUUUCCAAAACCUUCCAGUGGGGCCCUGAGACGUCUCAGUGGCCCAAGUGCCAACCCGGGUCCACGUUCCUAUUCCCAUGCCCAGACCUGCCCCCAACACUCCAACCUCCCCCUCCCUUCCACUCAGACCCUCCCAAACCCCUGCCACCCUCUCUCGGACCGUUCUGCACACCCCAGACUUCCCCGACCCCUCCUUCCAGACCACUCUAGGGGCCCAGCUCAGCUCAUCCCCAUUCCAGCCCGCAUGGGGGUACCUGAGCUUCGCAGGCCUGAUGGGGUCUCAUCCUGACCGGGCCUCUGGCUGCUGGCGAGCCUGUCCCAGCUCCUCGCCGGCAGCCCCCCAGUGCCCGUGGCCCCGCGCACCCUCCAGCCUUGCCAACCCCCGCCACUUAGAACAGCUCCAGGUACGGCCUGCCAGGCUCUGCUUUCUAGCCAAGCACACCGGACACAGACUCGGGCCUCAGGGGCCCUGGGAGCACCCCCUAGUCCCACCCGGUGGCACGGGGGCUCAGGCCUAGGGCCCACGCCAUCGGCCCCACGCCCAGGCUCUGCUCACCUUCACCCCGCUUUGUUGGCACAGCGGCAGCAAUGACGUUUGCCGCUUGGACGGUACCAGGCUCUUCCCCCAGGGCUCCGUUCCCCAGCAGCCGGCGUUGGGCAUCUGUCUGCUCAGCGGGUGAAAGGCACCCUUGGCCCGAGGCACCAGGGCCAGGACGGUGUGGCAGAUGGUGCGGAGGAUGGAGCGGUCGCAUCCGUUGCGCCCGGGAGCUCAGACCCUGGGCACCCCCCGGGCACCAGUGCUCUCGCUGGGAGACCCCAGGUGGCUCUCUCGUUUCGGAGUCAGGGAUUCUCUGGAACACGCAGCUGGUGGUGUUUCGGAAGUCUGCUCCUUGUGCUCGAACACCGAGCCGGUCACCUCCGGCUGUCCCCCCGAGAUCGUCCAGGACAGGGGAGGGACCCGUGCACCAGCCCAGCAGACGGGGUUUGGCCUUCGUGCGACGUCUGGGGUCGUCCUGAACAACACCUGUGUUCUCAGAUGCCGACCUUAACACAGGGAGUGUCACUGAGCCUGAAACUGAGUCAGCAUCUGGCGCAAACAAACAUUCCAAUCCUAACGAUUCCUUCACGGGGAAGUGACCGGGCCUUCAGCUUAAGCACGACCGUCUGCAUGUCGCCCGAAUGUCACCGGCACAGAUUUCUAAAUAAAAUCAUUUCUACUGA
Neogale vison (American mink) is the source of this 6902-nucleotide messenger RNA. It is a transcript of the gene KNDC1, whose product is annotated as kinase non-catalytic C-lobe domain containing 1. NCBI's taxonomy places the organism in Eukaryota, Metazoa, Chordata, Mammalia, Carnivora, Mustelidae. Gene Ontology annotation, molecular function: guanyl-nucleotide exchange factor activity. The transcript has 31 exons. Gene Ontology annotation, biological process: small GTPase-mediated signal transduction. The record is from RefSeq and is a predicted model, not a curated record.